This is a messenger RNA of Salvelinus namaycush (lake trout), 629 nucleotides long. RefSeq names its product arrestin domain-containing protein 3-like. NCBI's taxonomy places the organism in Eukaryota, Metazoa, Chordata, Actinopteri, Salmoniformes, Salmonidae. The transcript has 4 exons. The coding region runs from base 272 to 529 and encodes 85 amino acids. The record is from RefSeq and is a predicted model, not a curated record.
UGUCGACACCCACCACUGUAACGUUAAUUGUUGCUUUUUCUUCGUAAGACAAAUCAACAUUUACAUUUUUGUUGCAAUGAACUAAAACACAGAGCCUCUAGAAAUUUAUAUUUUUAAUUGUGCAAAAUAUUUGGAGAACCUUAAAAAAAAGUACUAUACAUUUUAACGCUUUAAAUCCGAGAGUGACUUUCUCGAGCGGAGACGCUGACAGGUCAGAUUUAUUUUCAUCUUUCGAAGAAAACAAAGCUCAGUUCCAUAACAAUGACAUUUAAUGGAAAGCAAAGGAACCCAUGUGUACCCGUUCACAUUCCAAAUUCCACAAGGGAACUUCCCCUCUUCUUUCCAUGGGGCGCAUGGCAGUAUAAUCUACUCCAUGAAGGUGGAGAUACACAGGCCCUGGCAUCUAACCAAGGCGUUUGAGACAGAGUUCAACUUUGCCACCUACAUAGACACCAACCAACCACAUCUUCUGAUUUCCAGAUGGGACAGCUACAGUGAUUAUAUCCCUGACCUCAUGAAAGGGGAGUAGGAGGGAGGGAAAUACGCACACACACACAGACACACACAAACAACACAUUCUUCUACAAUUGGAAAAACUUUCAAAUUGAAAAUAAAGGAAUGCAAAGACA